AUGCCUGUCAUGUCGGCGAUGCAGCGUCCUAUGACGGUGCUAAUUGAUGAACUGAAGGCCAAGAUCGCCCUCCUUGAGGGUGAUCGAAAGGCUUACUUUGAAACCUCUCAGUUUGUUUUUAGGUAUCACACUGAAGCUGAGAAAUUCCCAUGUAUACUUGAUGCUAUGGAAGCAGAGAUUCGUAGCACUAGAAGUGAACUUAAGGAACUGAAGGCCAUGCAUGAUGAUGCCCAGAUCUCUAAAGAGGCUGCUCAGGCAGAAUUAACCAAGAAUGAGACAGUUGUGUAUAAAGAGAGAAAACAACGAGAGAUAGAACUACAGAAAAUGAAGAAGGAAGCAGACGACAAAAAGAUACAACACGAGAGAAUCGAACGCAGAAUUGCCCAGAGGGGGUCUAUCCAGGCAGACGAAAUUAACCCCCAGGAGAAGCAGGCCCUGCAGGGUGAGGAACAACAGCAGAAGAUUACUUCAUAUGAGGAAGCCUUCCGAAAAAUCAAGGAGACAACUGGUGUGUCCGAAACCACGGAUGUUGUCCUUCGAUUUGAGGGCCAGGAGACUACUACUAAACACCUUGAAGAUCUAAAGGCUCAGAAUGAAAAAUCCAUUACAAGACUGCGCGAGGAAAAGGAGAAGUUUCAACAGGAAUUCGAGGAGAUGAAAUACUCUGGAGAUGCUAAACUGUCCAGUGGACAGAGAAUGCUGGAGGAGUUCCAGACCCAACUACAAAAGGAGGAGUUACGACAGGAAGAGACAGAGGAGACACUUCACAGGAACAGCACAAUCAUGGUUUCUGUAAAGGCUGGUGUGGAGCAUCUGACUGACAAACUGCACCAUCUUAAAGCUAACAAGGGACACGUUCCAACAGCACAGAUUGCACCCACUUCUGAUGAGUAUGUCCUUGAUCAGUUGUCUCUUUGUGAGGAGAAGCUCCUCAAACUGCUUGAGGAACUGGAUGGCAAGGAUAUCAAUGAUCUCACUAAACAGAUGGAGGAAGAAGAGUUCCAUGCAAGCAUGGAAGGGAAACUGCCACAGUACAAUACAAGAGUGAAGCUGCCACAAAAGGAACGGGAUAUGGGAUUUGAUGAUGAAGAUGACAGUGGUGAUGAUGAUGGAGAUGUUCCGGGUCGCAACGCUAUCAAGAAACAAUCCCAGUUUAUUGUUGACUCUAAGACGAAACGCCGAACCACAAAGAAGAAAAAGAAGAUGAAGUAAAAAGAGUCAAAGGCAGGACGUGACUUAUGGACAAUGACAGAUACGAUUAAUUUUACUAUGGACAUCAGACUUUAUAUACAUACAAUUAAGUGAUUUUAACAGAUCCAACUACGUGGAUAACUGACUUAAUUAAGAUGGAUACAACUAGGUGGAUGAUUGACUUAUAUACAUACAACUAAGUGGACAGCUUUACUUCAAUAGGUACAACUAUGUUGAUAACUGCUUUAAACUGAUAGAUACAACUGGAUGGAUGACUGACUUUAUAUACAUACAAUUAAGUGGACAGCUUUACUUAAAUUGGUACAAUAAGAUGGAUGACUGACUUUAUAUACAUACAAUUAAGUGGACAGCUUUACUUAAAUUGGUACAAUAAGAUGGAUGACUGACUUAAUGUACAUACAACUAAGUGGACAGAUUUACUGACUGACUUGGACUUAAAUAGAUACCACUGAUGUACAUGGUAAAACCUGCAAACAUUCCACUUGUAUACAUACAACCAGAUUGGCAACAGACUUUCAUAAACAUAAUAGAAUGAUUGUUCAAUUUGUUGUAUAUAGUCACGAUGAUAUAGGACCUCUGAAAAGACAAUGCUGUAUAACUGAAAAAAAUGGAUACAAGUGUGUGGACAACUAACUAAUAAAAAGCUGAAGUAUAUGGAUGCACACUGGUACAGGAAGAUCUAACAGUACAUCAUUUACGUUAAGUUCUUCAGUGUGUAAUGGACUGCCAGCCAUCUGUUUGGUUACCAGAUGUUGAUCAGAGAGGCAGAGAGAUCUUUAAAGCCAAAACUUUGCCCUAUAGUGGUAUGUGACACUGAUACAUGGUUCAUUCAAUUUCUUUGAUUUUUUGGUAUGUUGCUUUUUGGAAGUUACAGAUGAAAGAGUUAAAACCUGUUGUGCAUGAUGGCCAUGUAGUUCCUGUAAAACUUGUAUCAUGGUUGAUAGAGAUUUCCUGGCACUGCUGACUGAUAUGUUAGUCUUUGUAUUUAACAGUAACACACAAGUGCUGCUUAUUUAAUCAUGCCACUUUACAAAUUUUAUGCUAAACUUAACAACAUUCCUAUUUUACUUAGAUUUGAAUUGUUAUCAGUUAAACAAAGGAAGGUAUUUAAAUAAAUAAAUUGAUGAAAUUGGA
Ylistrum balloti is the source of this 2346-nucleotide messenger RNA. RefSeq names its product outer dynein arm-docking complex subunit 3-like. Bases 1 to 1212 code for a protein of 403 amino acids. The transcript is spliced from 9 exons. Gene Ontology annotation, cellular component: cilium. The record is from RefSeq and is a predicted model, not a curated record. Gene Ontology annotation, biological process: cilium movement; outer dynein arm assembly. NCBI's taxonomy places the organism in Eukaryota, Metazoa, Mollusca, Bivalvia, Pectinida, Pectinidae.